AUGUCCAUAGUAAAAUACCUCCCGGGAAACCUACUCAAUCUCUUCGGCGCCGGUACCAACUCCCUAAAUCGAAGUCUCGCGUGGCACUUACUAGUGUGCGCCGCGAACCCGGACACAUCCCAGAGAAAGAUACAGAAGGAAAUAGACGACGUCGUCGGACAGGAUAGACAGCCCUCGUGGCAGGACAGUCACCACAUGCCCUUCACUGUGGCAAGCAUACGUGAGAUGCAACGCUGGAAGACGGUAAUGCCGUUGGCUAUACCAAGGAGGCAAGCAGAAAACAUAGUCAUAGGAGGAUACGUCAUCCCCAAGGGAACAGCCGUGAUGGCUAACUUGUGGGCGGUUCACAUGGACCCGAACCUUUGGGAAAGUCCCGAAACAUUUAAUCCCUAUAGAUUCCUGGUCCUGGAUGAUCAAACUCUGAAGAUAACAACAAAACCUGACUAUCUCAUCCCAUUUUCAAUAGGCAAGCGUAUGUGCCCCGCAGAAGGAGCUUCAACCGUGGCGUACUUUCUCUACCUGACCAGCAUUCUGCAGAAGUUCAAUGUUCUCCCCGAAGAAGGCCAAACGAUCGACCUCACCUCCAAUUGCGUGUCAUUCAACUCACCAAAGUCUCAACGAAUGCGAUUCAUGCCGCGCUCACCCAUUACGUGA
Molecule: messenger RNA, 654 nt
Organism: Ixodes scapularis (black-legged tick)
Lineage: Eukaryota; Metazoa; Arthropoda; Arachnida; Ixodida; Ixodidae
Product: cytochrome P450 2U1
Exons: 4
Coding region: 1-654 (217 amino acids)
Molecular function (GO): monooxygenase activity; iron ion binding; oxidoreductase activity, acting on paired donors, with incorporation or reduction of molecular oxygen
Source: RefSeq, a predicted model, not a curated record